AUGGCUGCACCGGUCGAUGAGAGAAUUGCUGCAGACCUCGAUGAGUCUCAUCAAUUCCGUCCCCGGAGACAUGAUGACGACGAGGAGGGUUCCGACCACCUAGGAGAUGAUGAUGCUGAAAGCACCGCCAGUGCUACUGUCGCGGAGCGUAAGAACAAUGAAGGACACUUCGAUGAGGAGAAAGAGCUUCCAUCGCAUGCGUGCUCGUAUUGCGGUAUUCACAAUCCGAGCAGCGUCGUGAAGUGCCUGGCUUGCAGCAAAUGGUUCUGCAGUGCUCGUGGUAACACAUCAUCUUCUCAUAUUGUCAAUCAUCUCGUUCGAGCUCGUCACAAGGAGGUCCAAUUACACCCUGCCUCAUCGCUCGGCGAUACCAUCCUCGAGUGUUACAACUGCGGCACCAAGAAUGUUUUCCUCCUCGGUUUCAUUCCAGCCAAGUCCGACACCGUUGUUGUCCUGUUGUGCCGUCAGCCAUGUGCCGCCAUGCCUUCCUCAAAAGAUAUGAACUGGGAUACUUCUCGGUGGCAGCCUUUGAUCGAAGAUCGCUCGUUUCUUCCCUGGCUUGUGGCUGCUCCAUCCGACCAGGAGCAGCUUCGCGCUCGCCACCUUAGCCCACAGUUAAUUGCUAAAUUGGAAGAGAUGUGGAAGGAAAACUCUCAGGCGACCUUCUCGGAUCUAGAAAAGGCCACAGCCGUGGACGAUGAGCCUGCACCUGUUCUGCUGCGUUACGACGAUGCUUUCCAGUAUCAGAAUAUCUUCGGUCCGCUAGUCAAAAUUGAAGCAGACUACGACCGGAAACUGAAGGAGUCUCAGUCUCAGGAUGGAUUGAUUGUGCGCUGGGACCUCGGUCUUAAUAACAAACACCUAGCCAGUUUUAUAUUGCCCAAACUCGAACUCGGUGAUGUAAAAUUGGCUGUCGGCGAUGAGAUGCGUUUGAAAUAUAGCGGUGAAUUGCGCCCGAAGUGGGAAGGUGUUGGAUAUGUCAUCAAGAUCCCAAACAACCAGUCUGAUGAAGUGACUAUCGAACUGCGGGCGAAGGGUGACCACAAGUCCGUGCCUACCGAAUGCACGCACAACUUCACGGCUGACUAUGUUUGGAAAUCUACCUCCUUUGAUCGCAUGCAGCUCGCUAUGAAGACUUUUGCUGUCGAUGAGAUGAGUGUCUCUGGUUAUAUCUUUCACCGUCUCCUUGGACACGAAGUUGCAGCUGCGCCUAUGAAGACCCAGAUGCCCAAGAAGUUCAGUGUUCCGGGACUUCCUGAGCUCAACAACAGCCAGAUCAAUGCGGUUAAGAGCGUGCUUCAGAGGCCUUUGAGUCUUAUUCAAGGACCGCCCGGAACGGGUAAAACCGUCACCUCGGCUACGAUUAUCUAUCACCUUGCCAAGAUUAACGGUGGUCAAGUCCUGGUUUGUGCGCCCUCGAACGUUGCUGUUGAUCAGUUGUGUGAACGUAUCCACAGAACUGGUCUUAAGACGGUCCGUGUGACUGCGAAGUCGCGAGAGGAUGUUGAAUCUCCUGUCGGUUUCCUUUCUCUGCACGAGCAGGUUCGCAUCAACGACAGCAACAUUGAACUUAUCAAGCUCAACCAAUUAAAGGCUGAGCUUGGCGAAUUAUCCAGCCAGGACGAAAAGCGACUCAAGCAGCUCACGCGUUCCGCAGAACGAGAGAUCCUCAACAAUGCCGAUGUCAUCUGCUGUACCUGUGUCGGUGCUGGUGAUCCACGUCUUUCCAAACUCAAGUUCCGCACUGUAUUGAUUGACGAAUCGACUCAAUCUGCUGAGCCGGAGUGUAUGAUUCCUUUGGUCUUGGGCUGCAAGCAAGUCGUCCUUGUUGGUGAUCAUCAACAGCUGGGCCCUGUCAUCAUGAACAAGAAGGCUGCCAAGGCUGGUCUGAAUCAAUCGCUCUUCGAGCGUCUUGUUAUCUUGGGAUGCUCCCCUAUUCGCUUGAAUGUUCAAUACCGCAUGCACCCAUGUCUUUCCGAGUUCCCUUCGAAUAUGUUCUACGAGGGUUCUUUGCAGAACGGUAUCUCUCCUCUGGACCGUCUCCGCCGUGAUGUCGACUUCCCUUGGCCCAUCCUUGACAACCCUAUGAUGUUCUGGUCAAACCUAGGUAACGAAGAAAUUUCGGCUUCCGGUACUUCCUAUCUCAAUCGCACUGAAGCGACAAACGUCGAGAAGAUUGUCACCCGUUUCUUCAAGGCCGGAGUGCAGCCCCAGGAUAUCGGUAUCAUCACUCCUUACGAAGGUCAGCGUAGUUACAUCGUUAGCUCUAUGCAGGCCACUGGUACUUUCAAGAAAGAGCACUACAAGGAGAUUGAGGUCGCAUCCGUCGAUGCUUUCCAGGGUCGUGAGAAGGAUUUCAUCAUCCUUUCGUGUGUUCGUUCAAAUGACCACCAAGGCAUCGGUUUCUUGAGUGACCCCCGCCGUCUCAACGUCGCGCUCACUCGUGCUAAAUACGGACUGGUGAUUUUGGGUAAUCCCAAGGUCCUGUCGAAGCAUCCUUUGUGGAACUGCCUCUUGCAACACUUCAAGGAGCGACAUUGUCUUGUUGAGGGACCCUUGUCCAACCUGCAGGAAUCCCUCAUCCAAUUCAGCCGCCCGAAGCAGGCAUAUCGUGGACCCCAGCGAUUCCAAAUGGCGUUCAAUCAUGCCUCCAACGUGACCAGUGGAUUGAUGACAGGGAAGAAUGGCCACCGCAACGAAUUUCAUGAUACUGGAUCCGUUGUAGGGUAUAUCCCCGAUGAUGUUUCUUCUGUUCAUUCAUCUGCUCUUGGUGGUGUGAGCAUUCCUUCCGGCUACCCGCCUAUGUUUCAGAACUUUGCCGACUCGUGGCCGGCCCUCCCAGGCGGUCGCCGUGCCAAUGGGAACCGGAUGAAGGGUGCCCCUAGUAUUGCUGGAGAGUCCAUCGCAGCCACCGAGUCUGAUGUCACAGGCAGCAUCAUCGACGGAAAGAGUGCCGAUCAAGGGGGUGUCAGCCUUGCUGGUUUGAGUAUCAACGACAUGACCAAGCAGCCCAGUCUCAGCCAAUCUGACCGUCUGAAGCGUUAUGUGGAGUCUGGAGGACGUGAGCCUUACAAGCCUGGUGUUCCCGACAACGGCAGCAUUUUCGGAGGCAGCUCGACUAGCAUUCGUGUCACCCGGGGUGUUCCAGGGCACAUGCACGACGACGAUGAUACUCGCAGCGUCUCGACUGCUUUUGCCAGCCAGAUUGGGGGAAACUAUGAUUGA
Messenger RNA from Aspergillus aculeatus ATCC 16872, 3225 nucleotides. Its product is annotated as putative regulator of nonsense transcripts. The record is from RefSeq and is a predicted model, not a curated record. Gene Ontology annotation, cellular component: cytoplasm. The transcript has 2 exons. Gene Ontology annotation, biological process: nuclear-transcribed mRNA catabolic process, nonsense-mediated decay. Lineage: Eukaryota; Fungi; Ascomycota; Eurotiomycetes; Eurotiales; Aspergillaceae. Bases 1 to 3225 code for a protein of 1074 amino acids. Gene Ontology annotation, molecular function: RNA helicase activity; RNA binding; zinc ion binding.